AGCAGUCAUAAUAGUGAGUUCCGUUUUCCACAGCACAAACCGUUUCACGAAGCGGAACUAAACGGUAACGAGCAUGACUGCAGUAGGGGGUUUCGCUCUUUUCAUGACGCUGUCAUGCGUUUCUUCGUUUCAGGAGGAUGGUUACUGGCCACCCGACGUUUGCGGUAUAACAGUGCCAAUACCGAAUGUUAUAUAUGAAAGCUGCGUGGACCGAUGUGGAAACCAGGGAACUUAUUUUGGAAUUGUGCAAGAUGGAGCUCCAUGUUACGUGGCACCAAAUAUGGUUACUCAUGGCGGCUAUUUCAUUGGCGUUUGUGAUCGGGGCAUCUGCCUGCCUUCAAGUAUCACGUGUGAGAACAAAAACCCACGCCCGCCUGAACCUCGAAGUUCAGAAGGGGAAUACGAGUACGAAGAAGGAAAUGACGCCGUCUAGUUAAGAACGAACUCGUUGCAAUAAAAGUCCUGACGCACAGAUA
This is a messenger RNA of Ornithodoros turicata, 476 nucleotides long. RefSeq lists its product as uncharacterized. The transcript has 4 exons. The record is from RefSeq and is a predicted model, not a curated record. Lineage: Eukaryota; Metazoa; Arthropoda; Arachnida; Ixodida; Argasidae. The coding region runs from base 74 to 433 and encodes 119 amino acids.